GCGACGCUAGGCUGUAAACAUUGCACACAUUAAAUUUGUCUACGUGUAUAAAUUGGAACAAAUAUUUCUAUACUUGGCCUAGUGACUAGUAGGCGGCUGUGCGGUUAUUAUACUUUUUUUCUUUGUUAAUUGUUAUAUGUAGAAGACUUACAUGUAAUUUUUUUGUCUUUCGUGUCCAGUUAUGUCUUUAUAAGGGCCCCUACUCGACAAGCAGUGCUUCGUAGUGGUCCUGCCACCUUUGUGUGUGAAAUAAAGUGAAUAUCACCAUGAUCGCUGGCAAAAGAAACCGACGCAGAUGAAGAUUCGGUUGUGACAGUUGUUACCCGCUCAUCUACGGUUCCAUCAAGUCUCAGGUUCAAAAAGACAAGGAAAAGCAUAUGGAAAUGGAAACUCGUGCAGAAAGUAAAUCAAGAGCCAACAAUGAUGGUUCUGUGCGACCUCCAAACCCAUACCUGGAACAGCAAGAAGUAGAUGUUUUGUAUCACCUGGGGCUGUCCACAGAUAAGGACCCUCUCCCAGCACGCUUUGGAGAUGUCAGGUUUGUCUGCAUGGGUGGAAGUGCGACAAGAAUGAAGCGAUUUGCCGAGUUCAUCGCCCAACGUCUCGGCUUCAGCGACCACAAUGGGGCCCUCCUGACUGACUUGUGCAGCACCGAUCGCUACAACAUGUACAAAAUUGGCUGUGUUCUCGCAGUCAAUCAUGGAAUGGGCAUGCCUUCCAUCUCCAUUCUGCUACACGAGUUGAUCAAGUUGGUGCAUUACGCUGGCUGCAAGGAUGUGGUUUUCAUCCGCAUGGGCACGAGCGGCGGACUGGGCCUGCAACCGGGCACCGUGGUCAUCACGGACACAGUGGUCAAUGAGAUGUUUGAACCGGCCUAUAAACUGGCUGUCUUGGGCAAGAUCAUCAGCCGUCCAACGAAGUUGAGCCAGGAGUUGGCAUCUGAGCUGCUUGCUGCCCACGAUCCAGGUGCGGACUAUGCGGUUGUCACUGGUAACACCAUGAGCACCUCAGACUUCUAUGAAGGUCAGGCAAGGAUCGAUGGAGCUAUCUGUGAGCAUACUCUGGAAGACAAGAUGGUGUACCUCCAAGCAGCCUAUGACGCUGGUGUACGGAACAUUGAGAUGGAAGCUUCUUGCCUGGCAGCAAUGUGCGGCGCAGCUCAGAUCAAAGGGGCUGUGGUGUGUGUGACCCUCCUGGAUCGGUUGCUAGGUGACCAGGUGACCAUGACCGAGGAGGAACAUGACAAGUGGGAGCAGCGCCCUCAAGAGUUGAUUGCCAGAUUCUUCCUAAAUAGACUGCGGAGGGAUGCACUGAAUUGAGCGGUGAGGAGGCAGAGUAUUGAUGGAAUUCAAAAGCUAAACCAGUGCCUUGCUCAGAAGCAAUGUCAUCAGUGGAUGCAGUGCCAAGUCGUAUUUCAAACGCCAAGUCGUAUUUCAAACCAGAUUAGUUAGAUUUACCCAACAGUUCUUAAUCUUUCGGUAUUUGAAAUCAGGACAGCCGUGGUCAUGGUUAAAUUUUUUUUUUGGUAGUUUUUAAUCCCAUUCCGUGGAAAGCAUUAAUGUUUUACAAUUACUAUGUUUUCUUUUUUAUGUUCUUCUUUAUUCCAAAUCCAUACUCGGAGGAAAGUGUUUUGUCAAUGUAGACAUGACAAAACUUCACCAAAAAAAUGUGUUUGGAGGAUGAAAACACAAAUAGUAAAGGAUUUAUUGUCCCUGAAAUGAAGUCUUUUGUUUAGAAAAGGUCCUUGAACUUCCAUGGAUGUGCUAGGCCAUGGGGGAGAGUGUAACUUAAAGAAAACAAAACAAUCAGUGGCUUGUCCUUUCAAAGUAAGGUACAAUAAGAACAGUUGGGCUAGAGUGUAUGCUUUUCUCAGGGAUCUUAUGUCUCAAUCAGAAUGAUACUGUCUGCUUUGCACGGAGCUAAGAUGCAGUGAUCAAUAUUUGGCAAUCCUCCAAACUUUAAUAUUUGUAUGAAUCCAUUAAGAGUUGAAGAGUGCCCUCUAUGGUAAAGGACAGACAGGAUGACAGGAAUGAUUUCAUGUGGGUGCUCAAUGCACAUGUGGAGGUCUUACUCUUAAAACAGAUAUUGGUCCCACUUGUUCCUGCUCGGAGCAGAUAAUUAACAAACGUAUGCAUUGUCACUGAGUGUUUAUGGGUGAAGAACAUAUCUUUUUCUUUAUGGAUUUAGGUUAUUUCAUAAUAUUUAGAUUAUACACUUAGAUUACACAAGGUUUGCAGAAUUUUUGUGAGAAAAAUGGUUGAAAAUACUGCUGUUUGGGGGUACUGCUUACCAUCAUAGUUAGUCCUUCCUCAUUGAAGUUAUGUUAAUAGUUAUAAAUUCAAAAUGGCAAAUUCACAUGGCCCACAUUGGGCAGUCUUGAUACAUUCCCCAAAUGUUGGGCACAAUCCCUUGCUGCCAGGACAUUGAUUGAUGAUCACACGUUAUUUAUAAUCCAUGAGAAAUAAAUUGACCAAGUUUGAUAGUACCCUCAGGCUUGAUUAAUUUAGUAACGCUCAGGCAGAAACUGAAACGCCAUAAAAGUUGACCUUGCUUAAAAAUGCAAUGAAAUAUUUUAUCGCUUUUAAAUAUUUAAUCAAAUGAAAUGAUCUUUCAGAAAUUCCAUCCGCAUUGUGCCAAAAAUUCCAUGAAGUGGAUUUCUAACUUGAAUUAUGAGAGACUAUUAUAUUCUAAAAAUGUUACCCUAUGUGAUCUUCAAAACUAGUUUUUAUGAUGUGGUAAAUGCCCGCGUUUUGUGCAUUUACACUGCAACAAUAACAAUGCUCAUAUUUCAAACAUGGCAACUUUUAUUCUCUCAUUGAAUUUUUAAAACAUUUAUUUUACAUGUAUGUGUUAACGGAAAGACAUUGUGAAUGAGGAGCUCUGUUUGUACCCAACAUCGUAUUACAUGAAGCAUGGACAUUGUUCUACCAAUCUGGUGAUAUAUCAGCAGUACGGUAAUUACAGGUUACAUCGUAAAGAAUUCUCCAAAUUUUUUAUCAAAUGGGAGCAUUUAAGUAGUUUCCUUGUGAAGUAAACAUUACCCUGAAAUUAUAACGAUUCUUUUUUCUUUCACAUUAAUUCCAUUGUUCUUCAGAUAUGUAGCAAAUGAAAUUUUGAUGAACAUUUGAAAUCAAAAUGGCAAUAAAUGGCAUGAAAAGAGUACGGGUUCUGGGUUUCUCUGACCCCAGGAAUGCUAGGAUGUCAGCAGGGCACAUAUGCAGACAUAAAGUUAUAUUUUAUUUUAAAUUUAUAACCGUUGUACAUGUAUUGCUUUUACCAGGUCAAAUCUCAAAAUUGCUUGUACAUUGUAUUCUUGUGUGUAAGUCUUUACAGUUCACAAUUGGAAUUACAUGGUUUUCAUAGCUGUACUUGGAGUGAACAACUUGUUCUAGAUUUAGACUUAUAAUUAUUUUUGUUUUCCUGAAUCUUACUCUCAAAUAAUCAGUCAGGACAAAUUUAUCCUGUUUGCUGUAAUCGCAUCCAUUUAGCAAAGUGAGUGUUGUUUAUUAAAAUGUUAUCCUGAGACAAUUUUUA
Molecule: messenger RNA, 3534 nt
Organism: Acanthaster planci (crown-of-thorns starfish)
Lineage: Eukaryota; Metazoa; Echinodermata; Asteroidea; Valvatida; Acanthasteridae
Product: uridine phosphorylase 1-like
Biological process (GO): uridine catabolic process; nucleotide catabolic process
Cellular component (GO): cytoplasm; cytosol
Molecular function (GO): uridine phosphorylase activity
Source: RefSeq, a predicted model, not a curated record